GCGGAGGCGUGCGCGCACGCGCAGCUGAGGCCGGGGCGGGGCCGCAGCACUGCGGUGAAAGCCGAGGCAGCGGGCAGGCGAGCAGGGGUGGGCGGACAUCUUGGGAUCCGGAGAGUGGCCCGGCCGGCCGAGCAGGGGGCCGCGGACGCCAGGUCUGUUCUCAGAGCUAUGGGCCGCAGAGACUGAGCUGCCGCCAUGAUUGGAGGCUUAUUCAUCUAUAAUCACAAGGGGGAGGUGCUCAUCUCCCGGGUCUACCGAGAUGACAUCGGGAGGAAUGCAGUGGACGCCUUUCGGGUCAAUGUUAUCCAUGCCCGGCAGCAGGUGCGCAGCCCUGUCACCAACAUCGCUCGCACCAGCUUCUUCCAUGUUAAGCGGUCCAACAUCUGGCUGGCCGCUGUCACCAAACAGAAUGUCAACGCUGCCAUGGUCUUCGAAUUCCUCUAUAAGAUGUGCGACGUAAUGGCUGCCUACUUCGGCAAGAUCAGUGAGGAAAACAUCAAGAACAAUUUUGUGCUCAUAUAUGAGCUGCUGGAUGAGAUCCUAGACUUCGGCUACCCACAGAACUCUGAGACAGGUGCGCUGAAAACCUUCAUCACCCAGCAGGGCAUCAAGAGCCAGCAUCAGACAAAAGAAGAGCAGUCCCAGAUCACCAGCCAGGUGACCGGGCAGAUCGGCUGGCGACGGGAGGGCAUCAAGUAUCGUCGAAACGAGCUCUUCUUGGAUGUGCUGGAGAGUGUAAACCUGCUCAUGUCCCCGCAGGGGCAAGUGCUGAGCGCCCACGUGUCAGGCCGGGUGGUGAUGAAGAGCUACCUGAGUGGCAUGCCUGAGUGCAAGUUCGGGAUGAAUGACAAGAUCGUCAUUGAGAAGCAGGGCAAAGGCACAGCCGAUGAGACAAGCAAGAGCGGGAAGCAAUCAAUCGCCAUUGAUGACUGCACCUUCCACCAGUGUGUGCGGCUGAGCAAGUUUGACUCUGAACGCAGCAUCAGCUUCAUCCCGCCAGAUGGGGAGUUUGAGCUCAUGAGGUAUCGCACCACCAAGGACAUCAUCCUUCCCUUCCGGGUGAUUCCACUAGUGCGCGAGGUGGGGCGUACCAAACUGGAGGUCAAGGUGGUCAUCAAGUCCAACUUCAAGCCCUCACUGCUGGCCCAGAAGAUUGAGGUGAGGAUUCCGACCCCACUGAACACGAGCGGGGUCCAGGUGAUCUGCAUGAAGGGGAAGGCCAAGUACAAGGCCAGCGAGAACGCCAUCGUGUGGAAGAUCAAGCGCAUGGCAGGCAUGAAGGAAUCGCAGAUCAGUGCAGAGAUUGAGCUGCUGCCCACCAACGACAAGAAGAAAUGGGCUCGACCCCCUAUCUCUAUGAACUUUGAGGUGCCAUUUGCGCCCUCAGGUCUCAAGGUGCGCUACUUGAAGGUGUUCGAACCGAAGCUGAACUACAGCGACCAUGAUGUCAUCAAAUGGGUGCGCUACAUCGGCCGCAGCGGCAUUUAUGAAACCCGCUGCUAGCCGCCUGGUGGCAGCCAGCCCACCUCCUCACCCACCCUCUCCCACAGGGCCGGGUGCCCUCCACCCUGGCCACCACCAUCAGCGUCUCCUCCUUCCUCCUGCUUUGCUGCCCUCCCUUUGCACCAGCCCCUGAGUCUAGGUCUGGACCAAGCACGUCGCAAGUGGGACUGGUGUAGUCCCUGGGCUCCCUGGGCAGGGUGGUUUCUGGGGCUCCUGCUUUUCUAUCCAUCUGUCUGGCCUGGCCUCAUGCCAGGCUCUGAGUUAUGACCAAAGCCAGGUGGGCUUUCUCUCCUCCCCACCCCUGUGGCCACACCUCUGGAGUGGGAGGGUUGGCUGCCCCUCACCUCGGAGCUCUCCCCAAAGGCCAGUAACGGAUCCCCAGCCCUCAAUCCUUGCUCUGCUUUGGGAUCGUGUGAGCUUCGUUUUGUACACGUGUGACUUUGUCCAGUUCUAAACCCAAUAAACUGUAGAGCGGA
This is a messenger RNA of Tupaia belangeri chinensis (Chinese tree shrew), 1979 nucleotides long. It is a transcript of the gene AP2M1, whose product is annotated as adaptor related protein complex 2 subunit mu 1. The record is from RefSeq and is a predicted model, not a curated record. Bases 196 to 1503 code for a protein of 435 amino acids. Gene Ontology annotation, biological process: vesicle-mediated transport; intracellular protein transport. Lineage: Eukaryota; Metazoa; Chordata; Mammalia; Scandentia; Tupaiidae. Gene Ontology annotation, cellular component: clathrin adaptor complex. The transcript is spliced from 12 exons.